This is a messenger RNA of Anneissia japonica, 933 nucleotides long. Its product is annotated as toll-like receptor 6. The transcript is spliced from 3 exons. The record is from RefSeq and is a predicted model, not a curated record. Bases 19 to 558 code for a protein of 179 amino acids. NCBI's taxonomy places the organism in Eukaryota, Metazoa, Echinodermata, Crinoidea, Comatulida, Comatulidae. Gene Ontology annotation, biological process: toll-like receptor signaling pathway; immune response. Gene Ontology annotation, cellular component: membrane. Gene Ontology annotation, molecular function: transmembrane signaling receptor activity.
UACAGGUUUAAAAUAUGCAUGAUGAAAGUGCGUCAAAAUGUUUACAAAAACACUGCUGGAGGGGGCGAGAAGGAGUUUGAUUUCUUCAUUGCUUAUAAAAGUGGAGGGGAUGACGAAGACUUUGUUGUGAAUACCCUGACACCAAAACUAGAAGAAAUGGGUUUCAAAGUUUGUGUCCAUUUCAAACACUUUUUACCUGGCAGUUCCAUCAUUGAUAACAUUACUGAGUCGGUUCACAACAGUUGGAAGACAAUACUCGUACUUUCGCCCGCGUUCCUUCAGAGUGGUUGGUGUCAGUACGAAUUCAAAACUGCUUGUGGUAAUAUGCUGAAACAACGAGUCGACAUACUACCGAUCAUUUACGAAGAAAUACGAAAUCUACCCGACCUUGACGACAACAUACGGACGCUUAUUAAUACAAUAACAUAUCUUAACUGGAACGGAGGAAACAUUAAUGAGGAACAGAAGAUACAGCUCUGGAAGGACAUUAUGAAAUCUGCACCACGACAACCGCAUAUGGUGGCGCCACAAGACGAAGAAAUGAUACAAUUACAGUAGUAGAUCUUGAAUGACCGUGAGAUAGUGAUUACAAUUCUUGCAUACCCAGAUCACCUAUCAUCAAUUCCAUUUCACACACUCUCAUACUGGUGAUACUAUAGCAAUUAAACUUCGGGCAACCAGUUGGUACUAUGGUACACUGUUUCACGUGCAGAAAAUGCAAAACAAGAACGAAUGUUUUUUUUAGCUCCGAUGAGGAGCACUAGGAAUACCCGGCUGAUUGAUUAGUUGAUCUAUUUUGUGCUGAUAGACAUAGACAUAGACAUCACUUUAUUAAUCCAAAUCCUUGGAAAUUACAUCGCUCUUUCAAUAAAUUAAGCAGGAAAAGUAAUUCAAUACAAUAAAUAAUAACUAUCUUACAUAUCUACUAUAUCU